AUGGCGGCACAAGCCUCAAGGAACCUGAAGGAUUCUCAAGGCGUCACUCCGUCCCCAGCUGGCUACGUUUGGAGCGAGAGGCUAAAUCUAUCUGGCAGCAGUAGCCCUGCCGACUUGCGGCCCAGCAACUGCCCCGGCCUGCUUGCCGUUGCUUCCAGCCACGGCGCCGUCACCCAAUCCGCCAACGGCCCUGCUGCGUACGGCAGCUGGGUCGUAUUGGCGGUGGGCCAGGAAGACCGGCACCUGGCCCUCUGGGAGCUACGGCCGAGUAGCAGUAGCGGCAGCAGUAGCGGCGGGAACGCGCCCAAGUGGAGCAGCCGGCGUCUGGCGUUAGAGGGCGUGCCGCCGCCCCUUCGCAACGGAUACGCACUCACUUUGUCCAAGGACAGUUUGUUCGUUGUGGGCGGUCAAGAUGCCGUUUGCCACCGCAACGAUAUCUUCUUGUUUAACACGAUCACAAGCUCUUGGAGCAUGGUGGCCUCGCAUAGCAAUCCCGUGCCGCCUCGCAGCGGCCAUGCCUUGUGCGCCAUAGGGCCCAGGAUCUACAUCAUCGGCGGCGAAGGCAACGCGCCGCCGGCGCCGCCGGCGCCGCCGCCGUCGCUGCCGCCAACGCCGGAGCAUCAUCAGGAUCAUCAGUUCGAGGAUGGCGAUGGCACAACGGCGGCGGUGGCGGCGGCGCGGGAGGGCUCCGUUGGAGGUGCCGCGGCGGCGGCGCCGCCGCCGCCGCCAAAGGUGCACGACAAGCUAAAGGUGAAGAAGGAGGUUCAGACUGGCGCAUGCAGUGGGCCGUACGACAGAGCCGACGCUGAUCAGGCGGACAGUCAGCACUCCACGCAGGAUGACAACGAGUCCGCGGUCACCGGCAGCGGCGCCGCCAGGAGAGGCAGCGGCGGCGGCAGCGGCAGCGGCGAUGGUGGUCGCGUACGACAUCAAGUGCGAAUGGCAAGGCAUUUGGCAUCGCCGACGGAGGAAGCCGCAGCUGUCGCAAGCGCGGCGGCGACGAAGGUCAACCGACCCAUGGGUCGCGGUGGCAUGGCCGUCGUAACUGCAACCGCCGCCGCCGCAGGCGGCGAAGUCGGCGUCGGCGUCGACGGCGUCGACGGCGUCAACGGGGCCGACGGUCACGAUACUGCGGACGAUGGCGGUGAUGGCGAUGACGUGGACGGCGGCGGCGGCGGCGGCGGCGAUGACGGCGGUGACGGCGGUGACGGGCAAGGACCUGCAAGGUCCGGACCCCCCGCCGAUAAGGCCCGAUGGGCUCCCGACGGAAGGGCCGUGGACAGCACUGGUGAGAUAUCCCGCGGUGCCGCUGGCGCCACAGCCGCCGGCGGCCGUACGAAAAGCAUCGGCGGCGGCGGCGGACCCGCCGCCGCUGCCGACGGCUGCGUCCCGGCGCUCCUAGGCGACGUCUGGUGCCUGGAUCUCGCCGCCGCAACACUCAGCAAAGUGUACGACGACGUCGACGAAGGUCGACCGGCGGCUUCGGACGGCCCUGACAGCGCCGACGCCGCGGCAGCGGACGCCACCGCUGCCGCUACCGCUGCCGCUACCGCCGCCGCCGCCGCCGCCGCCGCCGGCUCUCUCCCUGCCGCCCCUCCCCGUCGCAGGGGGCACAGCGCCACAUGCCUGGGAGGCUGCAUCUUCGUGUUUGGCGGAGAGGGCGUAGAUGGCGGCUGUCUGGGCGACUUGUGGCGUUUCGACCCCCGUACCACCAGCUGGACGCGCAUGCGGGACGUGGCCGCCGCCGCCGCCGCCGUCACCGUAUCCGCCACUGGCGGCGGCGGCGGCAGCAGCAGCGCCGGCGCCGCCGCCGCCGCCGCCACCGCCGCCGGCCGGCCCCCGCCGCGCGCCUUCCACGGCGCUGUCGCACUGUCCCCGUGCCAGAUGCUUGUGUUCGGCGGGCGAGACUCGGGGGGGCAGCCGCUGGCGGACGUGUGGGUUUUGGGCAUAGGGCCUGACGAGGCGAUGGGGUGCAGAGUGCUCCCAGGGCAGAGACUGAGAGGUCGGUACGGACACAGCUUGGUGGCGUUGCCGUCGGGUCCGGGGGUGCUGGUCUACAGCUUCGGAGGGUACGGCGGAGCUGGGGGUGCUGCCCCCCUGGAGCCGGAGGCACUGAGAAUUCUCCAGGGGCAUGCAGACGCGGCGACGACGAUGGCUGCGGCAGCUUCCAUGCUUGCCGCCGCCGCGGCGCCAGCCUCCGAGGUUGGCGGCGGCGGCGGCGGCGGCGGCGGCAGCAACAGCGGCAUGGAGAGGCUUCUACCAGCGGCGGCGGCUGCGGCGGCAGUGGCGGCGGGCCCGGCGGUGCCGCAGGCGGAAGCGGGUCGCUCGGUCUCUGACUCCCCGGCGGGAAGUGUUGAGGCGGGCGCGAGUGGCGGCGGCGGUGGUCGUACUGGCGAGCCUCAGCCACACAGCGGCACACUCGCCCGCGCGCCGGGCGCGGAGCCCCAGCAGCCCAAGACAGCAGCGCCGCGCCGGCUGUCGUACUCCGGCGGCGGCGGUGUUGGUGGGACGUACGGAACUACAGGCCCUGCGGGCGGAAGCUCAGAAAUGCAGCAAGCCUCCGGCGGCGCCGGCGGCAGCGGCGGCGGUGCUGUCCGGAACCAUCCGCCGGGGCCGCCGCCUCCGCCGCCUCCUCCUCUUGCAUCACCCAGCGGCGCUCCGCAGCAGACACACUUCGCUACCGGCAACGGUCCCAACGGCACCGCCAACGGAAUCGGCGGCGCUGUCAACCGCCGCCUAACCAACACCCGCGAUCCGUUUGCCGCUGCCGCUGCUGCCGCCGCCGCCGGCACGGCGCGCAUCAGUGCGUACGACGGUCGGAGUCCUGACGUCAGCAGCCGUAGCACGGCAGCAUUCAAGUUGUUCGUAUCGGAAUUCCGAGCCCAGCUUAUGUCGUACCGGCAGCAGCAUCCCGAAGUGGAUCUGACGGCGGCGGGAUGCGACCUGGCGGCGGCCUGGGUCGCCCUGCCCCAGGAGGUCCGCACCCAGUUCGAAGUGAGUGCGGCGGCCAUCGCUGCACAAGAAGAACAGCCGCAACAACAACAACAACAACAGCAACAGCAGCAGCGUCAACAAAAGCGAGUGCAACAGCAGCAGCAGCAGCAACAGCAGCAGCCCGGCGGUGGCGGCGGCGGUGGCGCGGGUGGAGAUGACGGGGAACGUGGUGGCGGCGGCGGCGGCGGCGACGACGGUGGUGGUGGCGGCGGCGGCGGCGGCGGCAGCGGCGGCUUGGGGCCUGCUUGGAAACCCCCCGGACUGCGGCGGAAUGGUGGUCGAGUGGUUCCGGAGCCGAUGGCGAAGCGACGUCGGCCAGAGGGACAGGCGCUUCUGGCCGGGCAGUACGGCAGUGGUCCCGUACAACAACAACAACAACAACAACAACAUCAGCAGCAGCAGCAGAAUGCCGUGUAUCCUCAACACAACCCGCCACCGCCGCCGCCGCCGCCGCAAUACCAGCACCACCUCCAACACCAGCACCAGCAGCAGAUGCAGCCUCAGAAUGCUGUCGUACAGAGCAGGGCGGCUUUCCGUGCGAUGCCGUACUACGAGAAUGGCCGUACACUGGCGGCGUCGUUGCCGCCGCCGGCGGCCAUGCCGCCAAUUCAUUUAAUGGCGCCGUCUCCCUGCGAGAUGGGGACAGUUGUCGAGGGAGUGAUUGACGGAAUGUUCAACAGCGGCUACUUAGCAACCAUCAACAUGCGUGGCAUGUCGUACAGAGCCGUACUGUUCAGUCCCGUGUUGGCGCUCUCGCCGUUCGCCACCGCCGCCGCCGCACCUCCGAUGCCGCCGUACCACCACGGCUUGCAGCUGCUGCAUCCGCCGCCGCCGCCGCCACAUCCGCAUUUCCCGCUGCCGUUAUCGUUCGCCAACGGGGAGGGUCCGCCGUACCCCGGCGGCAGCGGCGUGAUGUCGCCGCUGAUGCCGAUGCCAUCGCCCGCAUCGUCCUUUCCCGUGCCGCCGGCGUCCGUGGCCGCGGCGGCGCCGCCGUCUCCGGACACGGCUGGACCCCCAGGGAAGGCGGGGCCGCCGCCGCCACCGCCGCCGCCGGUCCACGUUCUAGGGUCAGCUCCGCUGCCGCCGCCGCCGCCGCCGCCGCCGCCAGCCGCUAUCGGCAACGGCUCCCUGCUGCCGGAGUUUAGGUCGCCAGCCACAGGCCCCCAGCAGCAGCAGCAGCAGCAGCAGCAGCAGCCGCAGCAGCCGUCAGCGAACGAGACCGCUGCAGCCUCGGCGCUUGCCGCCGUCGCCGCCAGGGUCAUGUCGGAGCUUGGGACUCAGUUCAGCCGCCCGACGGCGGCGGCGCCGCCGCCGCCGCCACCACCUGCCUAUGCCAGCGGCGGGCCCGUCGCCUUUGGCAGUACAGCGCAGGAGUACGACAUGAUACGCGUAUAUCGCCCCUGUGCCGGCCCGAGUGGCGGGUUAGCUGUGGGAGUUAACCAGAGAAUUUCUGUUGACGGUAGCGGCGGAGCUGCCGGCGGCUCAGUACAGUACGACAGCCGCACUGCAGCUCAGGUGUCAAAACCUGAAUCGCCGCUGGUCGUAGUGCCGCCGCCGCCGCCGCCGCCACUGAACCUUCCGUCUACGGCGCCGCCGCCGCAGGCAGCGGCGGCAGGGGUGCAGCCGCCGCCGCCGCCGCCGCCACCACCACAGGGCCUCAACAACGCCGUUGGCACGCAUGAUCAUCAUCAGCAGCAGCCGCCACCGCCACCGUCUACACAAGGUGCAGCGAGCGUGCUUGCCGCCGCGGCCGCAGCUAUGGUAGCGGCAAUGGCAGCACAGCACCAACAGCACCAACAGCACCAGCAGCAGCACCAGCAGCACCAACAGCAGCACCACCCUCUCUACCACCACAAUCAGCAGCAACCGCAGCUCUAA
Messenger RNA from Volvox carteri f. nagariensis, 4872 nucleotides. RefSeq lists its product as uncharacterized. The transcript has 14 exons. Bases 1 to 4872 code for a protein of 1623 amino acids. Gene Ontology annotation, molecular function: protein binding. NCBI's taxonomy places the organism in Eukaryota, Viridiplantae, Chlorophyta, Chlorophyceae, Chlamydomonadales, Volvocaceae. The record is from RefSeq and is a predicted model, not a curated record.